AUGUCUACCGAGACGCAGCUUCCGCUACAGGAGGCACCUGCUGCUACUAUCAAAUCUACUGACCCUACCUCUACUGCCACAGCUCCUCCAACUGCUGAGCAGACAACUGAGAAGCCCGCGCUCGGACCAGCCGAGGGUAUCACAUCCGACAAAGGGACCGCUGAAGCAGUUCCCAAUGUCGUCAACCCCAUCAAGGAAGAGAAGGUUGGCAAGGGGGAGGUCAUGGUUGAGGCCAAGCCGAUCAACGAGGGAAUCCUAAACUACAAAGCUCCCGGCCUCAAGGGUCUCCUCUUUUCAAAGAAAUACUUCUGGCUCAGCGAUGCUCCACUUGAAAGCAAGAACCUGUCUGCGUACAUAGGAAAUGAAAAGCCAAAGGACGUUGGACGUGGUAAUGCUGCUCACGCCACGCAGACUGGCAAAGGGCUAUUAUUCUUUGCCAAGCGCGCCGAGGAUAAAGACCAUCCACAGGGCAUACUCAAUCUCGCUGAUCUGAGCGAUCUCGCCAAAGGAAACUUUAAUGAUUUCUCAGCUCAUUUCAACGGACAGAAACAUAGUUUCCAGGCCCAGACGAAGGCCGAACGCGAUAGCUGGAUUGUAACUCUGGGGCCAAUGGCUACCGAAGCUCAGACUGCCAGAGAAGGGAUUGUCGGUAGCGAAGGCUAUAAGACACAAUUGGACACAUAUGGCAAACCUGGAGCUGCCCCAGCCACCACGAGCAAAUCGCGCUCCCUUUCAAGGCCCAACAAAGCUAGCAAGUCUCGGGAGCGAGCGAAGGAGACAACAGCGUCAAAGGAAGCCAAGGAGGUCAAAGCUGAAAUCGAUGGUAAACAGGAAACGCCAUUUACUACAUCUGCAACUCCUGCACCUCAAACCGACGGAGCAGCCGAGCCGACGACCACCGCAACAACCAAAGAAGCCAAGAAAGACGCAACGGCCGAACAUGCUGGUGAAGUCGCCGCUGGAGCAGCUACUGGAGGUGCUACCGCGGCCGCCGUAGCGAGGAAAGAGUCUUCCGAGGAUGAUAAGAAAGAUAAGAAGAGUCGCUCACAAUCCCGGGGCAACAAGCGAGGAAGUAUUUUCGGUGGACUCCUUGGCAAGAAGGACGAGCCAAAGAAAGCCGAAAAGGAAGAGAAGAAGGAGAAGAAGGAAGAGAAAAAGGACGAGAAAAAUAUCAUCGCAGCAGUGAAGAAGGACGAAAAGAAAGAGGAGAAGCGAGAAGAGAAGGAGGAGAAAAAGGCUGAGAAAGACGCCGAAAAAACUGAAAAGAAAGUCGAAAAGGAGGAGAAGAAGGCAGAGAAAGAUGCCGAAAAGGCAGAAAAGAAGGUUGAAAAGGAAGUUGAAAAGGCAGAGAAGCACGACGAAAAGGCCGCUAAAGCUGACGAAGCUGCAGCAGUUGCUGCUGCUGGAGCGGCAGCUGCAACUGGUGUCGCUGCUUCUAAAAAACCAGAACAUGAGAAGAAGGAUGCCCUCGAGCCUGUUCCAGUCACAGGUACGGAGGGUACGAAGUCUGCAGAUACGACACCCGUUUCCACUACAAAGGAGAAGCCAAACAAGAGGAGUUCGGUCUUCGGUGGCUUGUUCGGCAAGAAGGACACGACUUCUCCUGUAGAGAAGAAAGAAGAGACAACACCAGUCGCCGCUGAGCCCCCGCAACUCGAAAAUCCAGUGACUUCUCCCACAUAUGAAACGCCAGGCGGCGUAACCAUUACCAAGAAGGAGCCAGAGACCGCCGUUGAGUCUCCUGCCGCUACAUCCGCCACCACGCCUACAGAUAAGAGACGAACAUCGUUCUUCAGCGGCCUUGGUACGAAGAAGGAGAAGAAACCCGACACCCUUGUUGAUGAGGAAAAGAAGAAGAAACCCGAGACUACGUCAGGUGAUGAGCUCACCGACGGCGAGAAGAAAAAGAAAGAAGGUGGUAUUGGUGGACUCCUUCGAAAAGCAAGUCGCGCUCAGCCCAAGAAAGACUCAAAAGCUUCGAAGACUGGUGCGGCUGCCGUGCCUCUUCCCAAGGGUACCUCUGCUGCCGAGAAGGCUAUCAAAGAGGGCGAAAAGGAAAUUGAAGAGGGCGAGAAGAAGAUUGAAGAAGGCGAGAAAAAGAUCGAGGAGGGCGAAAAAGCUAUCAAAUCAGCGACUACAGGUGGCGAGCCUUCCACAGCAGAGGGCGUUGCAGCUCUAACGAAGCCCGCGGAGCCCACCCCGGUGGAGACCAAGGCCUAA
Molecule: messenger RNA, 2220 nt
Organism: Bacidia gigantensis
Lineage: Eukaryota; Fungi; Ascomycota; Lecanoromycetes; Lecanorales; Ramalinaceae
Exons: 5
Coding region: 1-2220 (739 amino acids)
Source: RefSeq, a predicted model, not a curated record